Punica granatum (pomegranate) is the source of this 2408-nucleotide messenger RNA. The record is from RefSeq and is a predicted model, not a curated record. NCBI's taxonomy places the organism in Eukaryota, Viridiplantae, Streptophyta, Magnoliopsida, Myrtales, Lythraceae.
CCCCGCCAUUUCCUACCUCCUCUCUCUCUCUGUGCAGCCAUGGAAACGAACCCCUACAAGCGGAAGCAGCCCUCCGCCCCCUCCUCCAAACUGUUCUUCAGCGGCAACAACUCUAAUUGCUUCCACGCUGAUGAAGAAAGAGGCGACCACCCGUCUGGCUUUCGCGUCCUCAUUAAAGUUCUUCCAACUCGCCGAGUCUUCUCUCCCACCCCAAAUAAGAUCCAGAACCCGGGACAUGGAGGAGGACUGCCGGCGGAGACCAGAAAGAUCAGAAGAAAUCCCUGUUCCUCUGAUGUUGGUAGCAGUAAGGGGAGUGAACGGGUGGCUGAACCGGAUCCGGUCGAAGAUUUUGGCCAGACAACUCCUCCUGAAGCUGUUGAAAUGUUUCAUCGUUCGGGGCAUGAUCCGCCGCGUAAUGCAGAUCGGGUUUCACCCAAGCAGUCGAACAUGAGCAGCAUAACAAGUCACCCGGAGAACCGAUCUGGUCGGCCUUUGUGGGUUCGUGGGAGGCUGUUCAAACCCCCCAGCUCAUUGAGCUACCGGAGAUUGCUUCCAUAUUUGAUGGACAUAGCUAAGGAGGAUGAAUCUGGCAUUAUUCGGACAUGCCAGAGGCAGAAACCCGAAAAGAGCAAUGAAGGAAAGCUGCUCCAACAGGUUUCUGACUCUAACUGUAGAGAUAUUCCAACGGAUGAAUCUAGCCAAGACCAUUCCCAAACAUUGGCUCCGUCUUCAGCCAUGGAACCACCAAUAGCUUCGGGUCUAAUGAAGGAUCUUUCUCUGGACGGUGUUACUUCUGCUCCGGCAAAUGAGGUCUUGGGUGAUACCGGAACUUCAUGUGAAGAUGGUAAUAUAAUUGGUAAUACCUCAAUUCAUGAUCAAUCCCCAGUGAAACCAGAUACGAGGAAAUGCAUUCAUAGCGGUAUUGAAGAUUGUUCUGAUGAGGGUAAAGUGUCGGAGAAAGCUGAGAAGGUUAUUCCAGUGGAUUUCGACCAGGAAGUAGAUGACAAAGCAUCUCUUAGGAAACAGGCAUGUUCCAUGAGCUGUGAUUAUGGAAUUGAUAGUCAAGAUAGUUCAAAGUAUACGACGAGUACGGCUGAGCAGAAUGCUAUACGUCCUGUUUCCGAGAAAGCACGUGGUCUGAUGAAUAAUUCACCAAAUGGCUCCAUCAGUAAAAUUAAGACCAGCAGUCCGGAGGAUGGUAUAAGAUCUCCUACCAAGAGCAAAACAGUAUUAAAUCCACAGUCACGCUCGAAGCUCUUAAAGAGCCCUAAUACAUUCAGCUACAGGAGAUUGCUUCCAUAUCUGAUGGAAAUCGAAAAAGAUGAUCAGUGCACUACGAGAAACACGUGCCCUCUGAAAGCUGUUGAUUCUAGCCAAAAGCACAUACAAUCAGCAACAGAAUCGUCAUACGGUCUCAAACCACCAGCUGAUGUUCUGAAUGAGCAUUCUCCGAUUGCUCUAGUCUCUACACUUCCCUGUGCUUCUUCGCAAAUUGAUGGAGAUGGGAAUGAUGAAUUUAUUACUAAAGGUUCAGAAGGCGUGUCAGUAGCUUCUCCUGAAAACAAGAAGGUGAUCAAUGAACUUCAUACAGAGAUGAACAAAGGAGGUAGGUUACUUCUUGAAGACACAUACCAGAAUGGAGCUUCUGCUCAUAUUGGGAUCCCUUGUACGAAUUCACAGAGAGGGAUUCUCAAGAGGAAUCCCCGAGGUUGCAGAGGGCUCUGUCCUUGCUUGAACUGCACUUCUUUCCGUCUAAAUGCCGAACGGGCAUUUGAGUUUUCGAGGAACCAGGUGAAAGAUGCUGAAGAAUUAGCUCUUGAUUUGAUGAAGGAGUUGUCUCACCUACGAGAUAUGUUGGAGAGAAUAAAUGGUUCUGCUACUACACCGGAUAAUUUGGUGCUAGAAGCAUGCAGGAAAGCAUCUGAGGCAGAAGGUAUAGCAAAAGACCGACUUAGGGAAAUGAAUGAGGACCUCAACAUGCACUGCAGAGUCAAAUGCUUGCACCGACCGAGGGUUAUGUUUGGCAAACUUACUGCUGAAGAUUUAUUCCAAUGAGACUUUUCAACGACAGUGCUGCUAAUACUUUUUGGGACAACCUUGGAAUGUAAAACAACGAUUAAUGGCAGAGAUUAUGAUGCUCUUUGCUUGGGGUUGCACUGAAACACGAAGGGUAGGAAGAUAUGUAUGGAAAGAGCAUUUCGCUUCUGAGAGAUGAUUGAAGAAGCCAAUCAGAACAUAUAUAGUAUUCGAGAACCUUAACUUGGUGUGCCCCUUCUUUUGCUUAGAGAACUUUGUGUCUCUUACAUGGUUAGAGUGGUUUGCAGCUGAGUAUAGCAUGUAUCCCUUUGUGCCUACCUAUGAAUUGUUCCCUGUUUCAUUGGUUCAGAUAGAAGUGAUCUUCUCCCCAA